UACUUGCUUGCUCUAUAUAUUCCCGUUUCAUCACCGCCUUCUUUUUCUCAACAAAAUUAUGACAAUCUUUCUUUAAAUUCACUCAUUUAUUAUUUUGCAAAUUUGUUACAAUAAAUUCAUAUUUCUUGAAGGGCGACAAUAACCAACCCAUCAAGCAUGAGGGAAAGUGAAGCUCAGAAGCUCAAUUUCAUGCUCAUUUUCUCACGUGUACUGAUUUUCUGUUUCAAUGGCUCCCAAUGCAGCUCACUGCAUAACUCCCUAAUAUUUGAUCAAAGAGCGGAUAACUUGUUGCCCGAGACCGGAAAUCCUGAACCCCUAUAUCCUCUUCUUGGACCGUCUCCCUUCACAAUCACAAAUAACACCGCCCCAAAGUUAUCAGGCCUCUGUACGCUAGACUUCGAUGCGAUAGAUACCAUGAUGAGCAUUACUGCAACUGAUUGUUUCACGGUAUUUGCACCGUACCUUGCCAAUGUAGUAUGCUGUCCACAACUUGAAGCAACUCUCGUGAUACUCAUUGGUCAAUCCAGUAAAAAAACCAAAACACUUUCGCUAAACUCGACUCACGCUAAACACUGUCUUUCUGACUUUGACCAAAUUCUCACGAGUCAAGGUGCGGAUAACACUUUGCAGCAGAUUUGUUCCGUUGGUCCGUCAAACCUAACCGAAGCUUCUUGCCCAGUAAAAGAUGUUGACGGGUUUGAAAAAAUGGUCAACACUUCUAAGAUUCUUGCUAGUUGUGGGAAGAUUGAUCUUGUUAAUGAGUGUUGUCGGGAGACGUGUCAAAAUGCUAUAUCGGAAGCUGCCAAGGAUCUUGCGUCUGUUUCUAAUGAAUUUGAUGCAAUGGGGAUACGACGUAUGUCGGAUAUCUCGACUCGGGUGAUUAACGAUUGCAAAAGUAUUGUUUUGAGAUGGUUAGCAAGUAAACUUGAACCGUUACGUGACAAAGAAGCCCUUAGAGGUUUAGCUAAUUGCAAUGUUAAUAAAGGUGAGCCAAUCAUGCUUCAUUUGAUCUUUUAAAUCAUUUAAAGAUUUGCUUUGAAAUACCCAUUACUUUCUACGUCCAAAAAGGAAA
Helianthus annuus (common sunflower) is the source of this 1072-nucleotide messenger RNA. RefSeq lists its product as uncharacterized. The record is from RefSeq and is a predicted model, not a curated record. Lineage: Eukaryota; Viridiplantae; Streptophyta; Magnoliopsida; Asterales; Asteraceae. The transcript has 3 exons. Gene Ontology annotation, cellular component: plasma membrane. Bases 157 to 1017 code for a protein of 286 amino acids.